Messenger RNA from Peromyscus leucopus (white-footed mouse), 2154 nucleotides. RefSeq names its product zinc finger protein 54-like. The record is from RefSeq and is a predicted model, not a curated record. Bases 389 to 1654 code for a protein of 421 amino acids. Gene Ontology annotation, molecular function: DNA-binding transcription repressor activity, RNA polymerase II-specific. NCBI's taxonomy places the organism in Eukaryota, Metazoa, Chordata, Mammalia, Rodentia, Cricetidae. Gene Ontology annotation, biological process: negative regulation of transcription by RNA polymerase II. The transcript has 4 exons.
UGACGUAAACGGAAGCUGGGAAACCUCGUGGGAGAGCGUGGAAGUGGACUGAGGAGGCAAAGGCAGAAGUGUCAAGGGUCCUUUCCCUGUCGUUGCACCAGACCCUGCACGUGGGGAAUCUCGUGGUGCAGACCUGAGUGCAGAGGACACGGCUCGGUGUCGCGGGGACACGAAAUCUCCCCGGAGCCGCUUUUGCUGCGCGGGGCGGCCUGGGAAAGUCACCAGUCAGCAGCGCAGUAGCGGGAACCACAGCUUGGCGUUCCUGGUUGCUGCUCGGAUGGAAAGGGAUCCUGGCAGUCGGGAGCCAAGGAAUACCACCAGUCACUGACAGCAAGCCAUCUAUUCAUUGUUCCUGAAAGAGAAAGUCAAAGAAAAGAAACAGAAAGAAAUGGCUGAUUCUCCAAUAAACAUAUCCCAGGGUCUGUUGACAUUCUGGGAUGUAGCUGUAGACUUCUCAAAAGAGGAAUGGGAAUAUCUGGACUCUGCUCAGAGGUCUUUGUACACUGAUGUAAUGUUGGAGAAUUACAGCAACCUGGUCUCUGUGGAGAACUAUUGCAUAUGUGAUCCUGUCCAUCAACAUGUGAAGACUGGAAAGAAGUCUUGUCAGUGUAAUGAGCUUAGCAAAGUGCUUCAUGACCCCUCUACAAGUAGACUUUAUAGAACAAGUGAAACUACAGAAAAUGCCAGUAACUACAGAUGCAGUAAUCACAGGGAUGCCUCUAUUGACUCAUCAAACCCAGACAGACAUGAAAGCAUGCACACUGGAGAAGAACAUUGCAAAUCUAAAAACUGUGGGAAAUCUUUAAAUUUCUGUCCCAAUAUUCCUCAAGAUCAGAGACACUACACUGCAAAGAAACAUAAUAGUCAGAGAGAAUAUGAUGACUGUUUUGGCUCUACAUACAAUCUUAUAAAACAAAUAAUCUCCAUUGGAGAGACACCACACCAGUGUGAGAAAUGCAGAAAGAAACCCUACAAGUGCAACAUUUGUGACAAAUCCUAUAACCAGAGUGCAAGUCUUAAAGCACAUCAAAGACUUCAUACUGGGGAGAAACCUUACAAAUGCAAGGAGUGUGGAAAGUCAUUUCGCCUGUUGGUAGUACUUAAGAACCAUCAGAAAUUACAUACUGGAGAGAAGCCUUAUAAAUGUAAGGAAUGUGACAAAUCCUUUCCUGUAAAGUCAACUCUUACAAAGCAUCAGAGAAUUCAUACUGGAGAGAAGCCCUACAAGUGUGAUGUUUGUGACAAAUCCUUUAAUCAGUGUUCACAUCUUAAAAUACAUCAAAGACUUCAUACUGGGGAAAAACCUUACAAAUGCAAAAAUUGCGGAAAGUCAUUUCAUGACUUAUCAGCACUCCAUAGCCAUCAGAAAAUGCAUACUGGAGAGAAGCCUUACAAAUGUAAGGAAUGUGACAAAUUCUUUACUCUAAAGUCAACUCUUACAAAACAUGAGAGAAUUCAUUCUGGAGAGAAACCCUACAAGUGCAACGUUUGUGACAAAUCCUUUACUCAGUGCUCAAGUCUUAAAACACAUCAAAGACUUCAUACUGGAGAAAAACCUUACAAAUGCAAAAAUUGUGGAAAGUCAUUUCCUCAAUUAUCAGCACUUCAAAGCCAUCAGAAAAUGCAUAAAAAGGAAAGGCAUGCUGGAGAGUAGCUUUACAAAUGAAAUGAAUGUGACAGAUCCUGUAGACACUAUUCGUCAUUUAGAAGGCUACAGAAAAUUCAUUCUCUAGAGAAAUUAUACAAAGGCAAAGAUUGUAGGAAGUCCUUUCUUGAAUUAUCACAUCUUAAAAUGCAUCACAGAAUCCACACUGGUGAGAAACCUUACAAAUGUGAGGUCUGUGACAAAUGCUUUGCUGUAACCUCAACUCUUAGAACACACUAGAAAAUUCACACUGGAGAGAAACCUUACAGAUGUAAAGAAUGUGACAAAUCUUCUAAGUGCCCAACUCUUUAGAGAAUAUUAGAAAAUUCACACUGGAAAGUAAACAUACAAAUGCAAAGACUGUGACAUAGCCUUUACCCAGCAUUCAAAUCUGAGAAAACAUCAGAGUUCAUCCUAAAGAGAGAGAUUACUUCUGUAAGGAAUGUGGCAAAUCUUUUACUUGAUGUUCAUGUCUUAGAGUACAUCACAAAGUUCAUGCUGGAGAGAAA